AGGGAGCACACUUUCUGAUAGGGGCAAAUUCGUCUGGGAAAACCGCUUUGUUCGAACUGACCAGGAGAUGUUUAUCAAAAAAAGCAAUCCGAAGGUUUCGUACAUACCGGACGAAUCCAAACCGGCUUACAUUAUAUGCAAUUUCGAAAUGAACCAAGAACUUGCAAACACGGUAAGCAACGUGAUGGAAAGCAAAAAAGAUUUGUCUAUGUCUUCAUCGUUUGACAAAACACCCCAAACUAAAACAUUCAUGUAUUCAUGUUGUUUUGUUUAUAAAAACCCUUCGACAGGAAAACAACUGUUAUUCAAGGUGGUUUGCGUGUAUGACAGUCCGAUGACAGUUGAAAAUAUGCGCUUGUAUAUCCAGCGUUUCCCAUUGGAAGGUUCUGUUAUUAAACUGGCAGAUUCGUAUGACGAAUGGAAAAGUGAUUCCAGGACAAAUCCUGAAUUAGCGAAACAAUUUUUGAAUUUAGAUAAACAGAUAGCGGCUGAUGAAGGAAUUGAAAAAGCAGCGGCCGAUGAAGGCAUUGGAAAAGCAGCGGCCGGUAAAAGCAUUGAAAAAGCAAUCAAUGCUUUCAGUAGUUUACUGAAUGGACUCGAAGAGCAAGCGAGAAAAAAUGAUAUUGGUGAAGAGAUCCUGCGGCAGUUGGAUGGGGUUGUAGUUGUUACAUUUCCUGUUCGCGGUCACGGACCCCUGCAACGGAACCAGAACCCAGAAAUGGGAAAAGUCGAUGGCGGAUAUGGAAAAUAUAGGAGUGCAUCAGAUGGAGCUGUGAUAAUACAUGCACUUCUCGACUCUCCAGACGUGGACCAUCAGGAAGCAGAUAAAACAUUCAACGAACUUAUCAGUCCUAAUAUGUUUGUCUUUAAAAAGAAAGAAAAGCAAGGAAAUAGUAGCACAUCUAAAUCAAACAAGGAACAAGAUCAGGAAUACGAAAUAGUUGUUGAGAAACAAGGUCACGCUGUUCCGUUGAUGAAAAUUCCCGAAGGUAUUCUGGAAGCACGACAUUUCAGUUUGUUGCUUGCACAUAAGAAAUACCAGACGAUUUGUCUUGAAGAGCCUGGUCGCGGUAUGCAUCCACCAAUGGUACAGAGAAUACGCGACUUGCUGCUGCGGAAACAGAAAGGAAAGACCUUGAUAGUUAUAUCACAUAAACCAAGCAUGGUCAAUUUCUGGGCCUUCGACAGAAUGUUUGUAAGCAGGACCAUCUUUCAUGCCGAAAAACCCUAUCACAGUGUGCGGAGGGUCAGAAGCGCGAUGCUGAGGC
Mizuhopecten yessoensis (Yesso scallop) is the source of this 1268-nucleotide messenger RNA. RefSeq lists its product as uncharacterized. The record is from RefSeq and is a predicted model, not a curated record. Gene Ontology annotation, molecular function: ATP binding; ATP hydrolysis activity. Lineage: Eukaryota; Metazoa; Mollusca; Bivalvia; Pectinida; Pectinidae. The transcript has a single exon. The annotation marks the transcript as partial.